This is a messenger RNA of Onychomys torridus (southern grasshopper mouse), 1506 nucleotides long. It is a transcript of the gene Rwdd2b, whose product is annotated as RWD domain containing 2B. Gene Ontology annotation, molecular function: protein binding. Lineage: Eukaryota; Metazoa; Chordata; Mammalia; Rodentia; Cricetidae. The coding region runs from base 227 to 1099 and encodes 290 amino acids. The transcript is spliced from 5 exons. The record is from RefSeq and is a predicted model, not a curated record.
CCGUCCUAAGCAAGAAACGACGAACUUCCUGCUUCCGGGACUCGCGUCUUCACGCGCAGGCGCCUGCCCGCAGAGCGCUAGCCGGCUUCCCUGGGGAAGGGUUCAAAGAUCGCACCGUUCUCUUUAGUCUCUCUUCUGCGGGGGAGACCUGAGCUGUGGACGCAUCCAGUCCCCGGGUGUCGGCAGUGCGGUAGUCUCGGCUCUGGGAACCUACCGAUGUCUCAGAAUGGUUGAGCUGGAACAGGCAGAGGCCCAGCUCUCCGAGUUGGACCUCCUGGCCAGUAUGUUCCCAGGUGAGAACGAGCUCCUAGUGAACGACCAACUGGCACUAGCAGAGCUGAAACACUGUGUUGAGAAGAGGACAAUGGAGGAGCGCUCAUCACAAGUGUACUUUACAAUCAACAUGAACCUGGACUUGUCUGAGGAAGCAAUGGUGAUGUUUUCUCUGUCCUGCAUUUUCCCCUUUAAGUACCCUACAGUCCUGCCUGAAAUUACUGUCAGAUCAGUAUCACUGAGUAGAUCCCAGCAGACUCAGCUGAACAUGGAUCUGGUAGCAUACCUGCAGAAGAACUGUCUUGGAGAUGUCUGUAUACUGAAUGCCACAGAGUGGGUCAGAGAUCAUGCCUCUGACUACGUCAACAGAGAUGCCUCUUCUUCCUCCGCCAAGGAAAGCCCAGCCCAGCCCCUGGAUCUCACUCUCACGAGGCUCUGGAUCUAUAGCCAUCACAUCUACAACAAAUGCAAAAGAAAAAGCAUCCUAGAGUGGGCAAAGGAACUGUCCCUGUCUGGCUUCAGCAUGCCUGGGAAACCUGGUGUGGUUUGUGUCGAAGGCCCACAGAGUGCUUGCGAAGAGUUCUGGUCAAGACUCAGAAAAUUAAACUGGAAGAGAAUUUUAAUUCGCCAUCGAGAAGACAUUCCUUUUGAUAGUACAAAGGAGGAAAUGGAAAAACAACGGAUAUUUUCCACUUUUGAAGAAAAGGUCUUCAGUGUCCACGGAGCCAGAGGAAACCACAUGGACUUUGGUCAGCUGUAUCAGUUCUUAAAUGCCAGGGGCUGUGGGGAUGUUUUCCAGAUGUUCUUUGGGGUGGAAGGACAGUGAGGACUGAGCAGAGGGGUGGUCGGAUGUUCCUCCUUUGAUUGUUUCUUCCCAUUCUUGCCUGGAUUUUCGUUUUAGUUCCAUUCUAGAAAGUUACAGGGUUGGGGGCAUGAGAAGACAAUUAGCAUUGUUGAAAUGCAUCUGUUAAAACAUGCCAUGACUGAAAAAAGAACUGAAUUUCAAAUUACCAACUUUACAUUACCAACAGAGAAGGCUGGAGAAAUGGGGCGGAGAUUCAGAGCCUGUAUUGCUGUCACUGAGGACCUAAGUUCAGUUCCCAGCACCCAUGGCAGGCAGCUCAUAAUCACCUAUAACUCAGAACUUAAGGGUGUCUGAUGGCCUCUGCCCUCCGAGAGGGUGCAUGCACAAACAGAGGGCGUCAGAUCUCCUGGAGCUGGAGUUACAGGAAG